AUGACAGAAACCAGGCGCCAAAAGGCCAAACGGGAAGAAGCUGCUGCCACUCAGGGACAGGGGCAGAGCAAUUCCCCUUCUACUAAUUCUAUCGUUUCAACUACAGCUACUUCAGGAAAUGACCCAAUCCGAAUCCAAGUCCUAGACCCAACACAAAUCCCGAUCCCAGUUGAUGAAACAAAUCCAGCGGGUCUGAAGAUUCCAACACCUCCACAAACUAAUGUCCACACCCCUCGCACACAGACACCAGGCCUAACGGGGCAUUCUAACGAAUGCGAAGAUACCGCUCCCACUGCAAGCUCUACCACUCAACAGUGUAGGGAUAAAGGGAAAAAUAAAUCCGAAGUAUCCCAUGCCGCGCCUGUGACUCGUCCUCCGCGUGGUAGACCCUCUACCUCACGUUCGAACCUCUCGCCGCAAAUAGAACCACAAGAGGGUACCAUUACUCUUUAUGUUGGAAACGCGAGCUCUUCCAAAAGCUAUUCAAAAAAGAGAAAAAUAACUCUUCAAGAAGAUCAUAUUUCUACUACUGCAGGAAGAGAUGCCGAAGGCAACAAUCGCAGCUAUAACAGCAAUAAUGACGAACAGUCGCAACAGACGCAGCACCAACCCAGGCCUCAACACCUACAGAAUGGUGGCUCUAGCUCCGCAAAGAAGCCUCGUUCAGACCCCUCUACCCUUGCCCCUACGGCUAGGACACAUGGAUACCGUGAUAUUGCGCCUUUCCCGUCGAAUGUAGUGGACCCUAGAACCUCUGGGGAUUAUAAGCUUCCGCAGAGAGACCGUGAUCAUUUAAAGGGUUUAGGGCCCAGUUCUAGUUCUAGUUCUAGUUCUAACUCUGAGGACGAAAAUAUUGCGUCAAGGCCAUUAAAAGGAAUAGAUGCGGCUGAAGCCCUCAUUGAGUACCAUAAUGAAGAGCGUAUCUUUGAGGAUCGCAAGAGCUAUGGCACAGCGUUUGGCGGAGAGCCAACUCUUCAGCAAAAUUAUGAUCACGGCCAAGAACCCAGAAAUAGUUCGGCCACAGAGGAUCCAAGUUUUCAUGAACUUGAGAGCCACUGCGGCUCAUCUGUAGUUACCUAUUCUAAUCCUAGUGUCGUUAGUUCUCAACUUGCAAGGAGCUCUUUGCGUUUUCCAUAUCCUGGAAAUUGCUUUUGGGACCGGGGCGAAGAGAUAUUUAGAGCUCAUAUCCCUCAUGAAGCUUUUCACGAGAAUAUUAAUCAUCUAGCUCAUGUCUAUGAUUGGGGUUUCCAAAGAGGGGUUGCCACGCGUGGAUUCCCUAGCGUCAUAUAUACGGAGUUUAUACCCGAUCCUAACAUAUUAACUGUUGAUCAUGGACAAAAUCAACGCCGUUAUCCAAGGACCGGUCACCUUCGACUGGAUGAAAGAAUUGUGGAUUUAGUGGUGGCUAUGCAUCAGGCCUUAUAUGACAGAGGCUACCGUGAUGGCCAACGAAGCGUUCGACCCAAUGGACCUUCAGGGUCAAUUGCUAACCCUUCUCCUCCUCCACCGCCACCCCAUCGCCCUCAUCCUCACCCGGAUCGCCGCCAUUAUACCCCGAAUAUCUACCAACAGCCGCCCCAUCCUCAUGCUUACGGUAGGCAGUCUCCGAAGCCUAUGUAUGACAAUCGCUAUCAUUCUCAACAGAGUCACCAAAACUAUCCCCACUCAAAUGAGUAUCCUCAAGAGAUUUCUUCUCGACAGUAUCCGUCACACAGUCCAGAAGGCCCUAGGCGGUCUUAUUAUCUACCUCAACAACAACAACAAGAACUACCUUCGAUGGACCUACCUCCCUAUAACCACCGACAGCCAACACCCUAUCCAUAUUAUGUAGCUGCGCCCUCCCAUCAAUCACAGCAGCAACAGCCAAGGUCAGACGAUGGGAUGUAUACCUACCGAGGAUCAUCGUCACCUGAGCCCAUAUAUCAACGAUCGAUGCAACGAGAUCGUCCCAUCCAAAGUGCUACACUCCCUGCAGCAAAUGUUGGACCAUACCCAGGAGAAAGAGCCAGGGAUGUGAUCCAGAGCGACCCAACCAGGACUAUGCCUCCGCUCACUGUGGUUACGCAGAAUGUCCACGUGGGCGUGGAUGGUACUAACGCUUCUGGAGGCUAUCAAAGACUUGAUUACAAUACUGAUUCCCCCUGCCACCGUUACUACGGCAGACCCCAACAUCAGCAGCAAGAUCAAGGUCGAUGGCAACAGCAAAUAUUGUCACCAAUGGGCUCUGAAUACACUGCCGAAUUGGACGCGGCUACUGAAGAUGAGGAAAACGACUAUUUACCACAUGCAAGGGAAGAAACUCCAUGGCCACAAAGUGACAAUGUGCCAAUGAAUCCUCUACGUAUUGGUAAUGGCAAUGAAGAGGAGACGUUGUAUAUGAUCGAGGAGGAUAUUGAGAACCUGGAAUGGGCGUUACAGAAUGUAAAGAAGCAAGAGCAGCAGCGGCGGCGGCAGGAAGUACAAAUACAGAGGCAGAGAGAUGGAGAAGGGCCUUCAACCUCCACUAACAGCUUUCUCGGCCAUCAACCACAAGUAUCUCACCAAGUUCCUAUGGUUUCUACUACUGAUAUGCCUAGCUCUAAUAUCAAUUCAUUGCCAUCGUCAUCAUCAUCGACAUUUCAGCCUAGAGACACGUCUUCACAAGCACCCAAGUCAUUGAGCUUUAUCCAUCAAGGAGUAGGGGAAGCCAGAGGGACAGGAGCAGGAGAUGGAAGAGAUGGAGAAAGGGGAAUGGACGUAAGCACAACGUCGGUAGCAGGACAUGCACGGGAAAAGAAGAUUAGAAAUAAGUUUGUAAACUCAUUUCAAGCUUCGUACGUACACAGCAGCAACAACAGUGGCAGUAGCUCUAGACGUAGCGGCGGCGGAGGAAGUAUGACCCACAGAAUGAACAACAAUGCUGCUGCUACAACUAGUGUUGCGAGUAAUGGCGCUGUUUGCGCUACAAGUGUUGCUGAGAAGUCAUCAGACAGCCUUAGUAUUACUACGACUGCUACUGCUACUGGCACUACCAUCGCUGUUAGUACUGACGUUGUUGGAGCUAGAACGAUGAAUGAUGUUCGCUAUCGUCCCUACCCAAAGGCUAAAAAGUCCUCACCUAAGAAGACGCCCAAGCCAUCGUCUCUACGUAGCGAGGCUACUCAACAGAGCAUGAAUAAGGAUAUUGCUAUUCAGAGUCAAGGUCAGAACCAAAACCAGGACCAAGACCAGGACCAAACUCUGAAGAGAGCGAUAUUAUCGGAAGAAUCAGGUGGGGGUGAGGCAGUCAAGAAAGAACGUGAGGCCAGUGCAGAAGAAGGAGAAGAAAAGAAUGAAGCCAAAGAAGGAGGAAAAAAGAAUGAAGUCGGAGAAGAUUGUAGUACAGAGGCAGAGACAGCAGGACGAGAUUGA
Messenger RNA from Lobosporangium transversale, 3390 nucleotides. RefSeq lists its product as hypothetical. Bases 1 to 3390 code for a protein of 1129 amino acids. The record is from RefSeq and is a predicted model, not a curated record. Lineage: Eukaryota; Fungi; Mortierellomycota; Mortierellomycetes; Mortierellales; Mortierellaceae. The transcript is spliced from 2 exons.